UGUUGGUCUUUGUCUUUAGUUCUUUGACCGGGGACGAUGACGUGCCGAAGGUGAUUCCUCCUUCAGCCACCAACGCAUCCUCGGGGGAUGUUGUGGAGGUUCCGGCAGCCCCCGAUCCUGGAAAGGCUCGUGUUUUACGGGACCAUGCCAGUGGUCCUGUUGGAGGGUCGGACCCGAGCUUUUCCUUCCGCCAUGACCGGCUCAAGAGGAUGGACCGCCAAGGACAACCCAUCUCGCCCCUGUCGCCCGCCGAAGAAGGUGGAGCGGGUGCUGACGAAAAGGACGACCGGUGAGGAUGAUUUGGCCUCGUCACUAGGCGCGGAGGUGGCGGGAGGAUUGCAGUCGGAGGUGGGGAACGCGGAUGUCUCCUCGCGUGCUUCCCCAUCAUCCAUCCCAGAUCCAAACAUCAUCGUGGUAGCAGGGGCCGAGGCCGGUGACCCAGAGGCGGGCCGUAGGGCCGAGGACGCGGAGUCUUCCAGGGAGGCUGCCGAGACGCCUGGAGCGGGGCAGAUUCCUUUACAGCAGAGAACCCCGUGCAAGAAGAUGGCUCUGAGGCGGCGACGGCCCCCGAUGGCUCUGUUGGAGAGGACGAUGGUGCCGCUUGAGCCAAGGACAAGAGUUCCUCCAAGAUCACCUUGACACGAAAGGCCCCCGUUAUUGGUCUAGGGGGGUGGCUCCAUCCGGCAAUCCCUCAGGCAGCGGCACCCCUACUCUUUCAGCACUAGCAGGAGGUCACCCGGCAACCUGGGACUUGAACAAUGAGUGGGUUGGUUCGACCACAAAGAACCUAACCAUCUGAGUUAUACUCAGUUCGCGAAAUGGUCAGAUUUUUUACAAGCUGCUUAACCGGCGCUUUACAAAAUGAAUAUUUAGCAAUAGGUGGACAUAAAAUUUACUGAGCAAGAGAGCAAUGAUUGGAUUUCAAGAACAAUCUCUUUUGUUGUGAAAUAAGAGAUU
This is a messenger RNA of Triticum dicoccoides, 957 nucleotides long. RefSeq lists its product as uncharacterized. The transcript has 2 exons. The coding region runs from base 88 to 639 and encodes 183 amino acids. Lineage: Eukaryota; Viridiplantae; Streptophyta; Magnoliopsida; Poales; Poaceae. The record is from RefSeq and is a predicted model, not a curated record.